CUAGCUCUGGCUCCGGUAAGCUCAGUUCCGUCUCGGCAGUUCAACCAUCGUGUCAACACCGAAUAGCUCCUCCCCAACAUGCGACACCUCACCUACAUCGUCUCUCUCGCAGGACUCCUCGGCAUUGCUGGGCUAGGCGACUCCAGCCAGACGACGGCACACACAAGUAUUCAGACUCUGAUGCUGACGACCUACGAAGGGAAGGAGGCGGAAUACAUAGACAUGAAGGCCUACAAUAUCGAUUACUGCCUCCACCCUCCCAACACCACCCCCUCUACGCCCCUUCGCUACUACAUAGACGGGGAGUUAGUCUUCGAGUGCAACACCAACGAGACUGCUGAGUGCAAAGCUUAUGGCUUACUGAAGGGUAACGUAAAACACCCCAAAUCGAAGAACAAGACCUGCCCCUUCCUGCAGUUCUUCAAGGUGCCCCUAAACCUCCUUAACCGCCACUACAUUUGCUGCACACCCAACGACACCUUCUACCGCUACUUGCAGACAGGUACAGACAAGAGCCCUGCCCCCUCCCUUCCAAAAGAGUUCCAGCAGCUCUGUGGCCACCAGAAAGAGAACAAAACAGAGGCUGUCCAUGAUGGAGCAAGUACAGAAGAAGAGAACAAAACAACAAUAAUUACAAUCGGCUCAGUGCUGGUGGUGGUGGUGGUGGCGGUAGUGGUGGUGGUGGUAGUGGUGGUGGCUCUUAAAAGGAGAGUUUGUACAUCAAGAGGUAUGACAAAACAUCCAGAACCAAACAAUAACCUGCAUGCUGUGGAAGAGGGAAUGACUCCUACAGGAGAAGCAACUCAAAACGGAAGAGCAAAUCAACAGCUUGAAGACCAAGAAAAUGAACCCCUGUCUUCAGACCUGAACUGCUGA
Eriocheir sinensis (Chinese mitten crab) is the source of this 876-nucleotide messenger RNA. RefSeq lists its product as uncharacterized. The record is from RefSeq and is a predicted model, not a curated record. The transcript has 6 exons. The coding region runs from base 79 to 876 and encodes 265 amino acids. NCBI's taxonomy places the organism in Eukaryota, Metazoa, Arthropoda, Malacostraca, Decapoda, Varunidae.